This is a messenger RNA of Pieris rapae (cabbage white), 504 nucleotides long. RefSeq names its product ER membrane protein complex subunit 5 (gene EMC5). The transcript has 3 exons. Lineage: Eukaryota; Metazoa; Arthropoda; Insecta; Lepidoptera; Pieridae. Gene Ontology annotation, cellular component: EMC complex; plasma membrane; Golgi apparatus. The coding region runs from base 137 to 484 and encodes 115 amino acids. The record is from RefSeq and is a predicted model, not a curated record.
UAAACUAUAAUAGUCUAAACUCUUAAGUCAUACAUAAGCCCUUCCCUAUUUUCUACAAUCUUAUAAAAUACCAACUUAAAUAAAUUGAGACAUUGACAAAACAUACUUGAAAAUCUUUAAGAAAAAAAAUCCAAUAAUGUCUUUCCCAAGAGUAUUAUUAACAGUUGGUUUCAUUUCCUUAUUUCAUUCUGCAUUUUCUGCAGCUCAGCAUCGUUCAUAUCUUCGGAUUACAUCGCAGGAGUUCACAACGUUACCUUUAGAUAUAGUCAUACAAGCAGUUGGGAGCUUAUUUGCAGUAAUGUGGGGUGUUAUGUGUAUAGCUGGAAACUUAAGGGAAAUACAGGCAGCUGCUGAAUUAAACAACUCAACUUGGGAAACCCAAAUGAAUCUACCUUCAUUCUACAUAUUUAAUCAUAGACAGAAGGCAUUGAGCUCAGAAUAUGUUCAAAUUUCAGGGAAAGGAGACUUGGAGAAUCCUGAAUAAAUAUAGUUUUUCAUUGAGUA